AUGCUUCGCAGACAUAAUAUCAACUCCAAGUCGGACCUUCAUCGCCGCAAAUCAAUAGCCUCGGUUCGCGGCGUCCAUCUCGAGCACAUUGACUCUGUAGUAGCUCAGAGGGACGCACAGACUGCGGCAAUGGAGGCUUUCUCCAGAGCCCUCACCCGCCAGUCUGCUGAAAGGGCCCUGUUCCCUCCCCAGCCGACGGGAAGCAACAAGGAGAAUACGAGCCCCGCUGGACUGUCGCGGUGUGGCAGCACAGCAAGUCUUCGCAACGCACACGGCAGAACGGGUCUUGAGCGGAGACAGAGCGUUCGCUUCAUUGGCCCCGAGACUCGUCUCCAGACACGCCCGUCUCAUGCCAGCAUGCGCGCAGCUGCCCCUGGCCCACCGGAGAUACCGGCUCGUCGCCCUAUUCACCGAUCCCAGAGCACUCAAAGCAUCAGCUACGUACAGCGUCCAGUACUUCGCGAUGCCGGAAACAUGCCACUGCCCGAUCGCACCUCGUCCGUUGGCAAGACAUUAAUGACACCGGAGGCUGUAAAACUCGGGCUGAGCCAGGCUUGUCUUCAGGCGUUGACUCCAGACUAUGAGAAGUACACACCGGAGGAUGACAUUGCAUCCAUGCCUUCGUCCUACCGGCGCAUCCGCAAGACGCGUUCCACUCACACGAUGAGAGCUACCAUGAGAGGGAGUGUCGAUGGGAGAUCCGGGAAAACCCAGGGAGUAUCACCCCAAAACACGAAGUCGACGGCACAACACAAGCAGAUUGUGUCUGGAACACUGUUCCCUCGGCCCCAAUUCCUGAGAAGGAGGGACAACAUUUCCAUACCAGCAACACCAAAUUUGAGAGCAGCUAAGUCGAUGAGUUUUUUGAAGCCCCGGCGAAGUCGCUCAGAGAAGAGAUCAAGCAUCAAUAAACCCAUCGGUGGCUCGUCGUCUCCACCCUUCGACGCACAAGACCCCUCAUCUUCUCACAUGAUAUCCAAGCCCUCAAGGGUGUUUGGAUCCAGAUGUGGAGAAAAUCAACAGUCACUCCCAAAGACAUUGAGAGGUAGUAGUGCAGACACUGAACUACCUUCUGGAGGGGCAAGUGCAAGCUUGGGCCGAAGCCGAUCCGGAAGUUUGAGAAAUAGAGCUCGCAAAGUCUCCACCUCACUCAAAACAAGGCUCAAGAAUCUCUUCAUCAACAAGAGCGAAGAGGGAGCUGGGCUACCAGCACAGCAGAUCGAGGCCCAGAGGACACAUGUGUCCGAGGUAUGUGAUGAGAAUCCUUGGGUGGCUACCCUGCCCGAGCAGGAGCAUUACCGUGAGCGGAGCUCUCUGUCGAAAGUCUCGACUCGAAUCCCUUUCCUACAUGCGGUUCCCUCUCACGAACGACUACAUUCGCGGAGGGGAAGCAUAGAUAGUGGCAGAAGCACGACUGGACAGGACCCGGAUGAAAAGUCGCGGGUGACAAGUUGGGCCAGUACGGACACAGAUACUGUCAUCGCACGCCGCACGGAAGAGGGCACAGAGGAGUGGGAGAAGCAGCGACUCUGGAUGAUCAACGAACAUGGUAUGCGGAAUUUUUCGCCGCCAUCAGGAUGUCCAAUGAUUGGGCUUCAGACCAUCACAUCCCAAGAAGAGCUGGCUGCUCCUCCAGCUCUUCAGGGCCUGCCCCCUGGAGCGACAGUGGACAGUCAGCGCGUCUACUCAGCCCUGAUAAAGAAAAUGAACGAAACCAAGCAACUCGCCGGGAUUGUGGAGCAACAGCGGAAGUCAAGCGACGGAUCAGACCCUUUCCGCACACUAUCACCUUCAAGCAGCGAUCGUAGCAGCGACAACGGUGACACCGUCGCCUCAACCGAAGCAUAUGUCCCACGAAGAAUAGUCCCCACCUCGGGAAGAGAAGCAGAGGACCAUCCUAGGUGCGAAGGGGCCGAUUCGGAAGGGUCGGCUUCGACGAAUCACAGAAUCACGCAAAGGAUCUCGGAUGAUCGCUGGAGCCUGUCUCCUCCAAUCCACCUCACCCCGCAAGGGCAACGGUCCGAAGUUGCAAGCACCAUCAUUGACCGAGGCUCUGCUUUUUUCGGAAGCCCAACAUCUCAUUUGUUUCGUACAACCAGCCCCUACAGACGAUCGCUUCAGCAAGCCAUGCGUGCCGAGAGGGAACAAGGUCGCUGUCAAGACACCGCCGAGGGGGAUGUUGAGACGACUGCACUGGGGAAGAAACUUGAUGCGACCGCCAAGGUAGCUUACUCCGAGAGCAAUUACUCGUCGGAUACCCUCAUCCACAAGACGAAUGUGAGUCAAGGGGGUCAUGGUUCGCAGCAUCCCAACAUGUCGGACUCACGGGAAGAAGCAACUGUCUUACAGAGUACACCAACGUAUCGGCCCACAGGAGAGCGCCAGGUUUCCACAGCAAGCUCAUUGGGAUGGAAGACAUGGCUUUCUGCGGACAUUGCCAAGCUGGAGUCUUCUCCCACCAGGGUAAGCGGACAAUCACCAGAGGUCGAGUACAGGAUCCCGACCAUGCCGAGAUCUCUUGGGCAUGGGCAUGUUCGAGAAGCUGCUCAGACGGACACUAAUGAAGAGGAUGAACAAAAUUCAAAACCUAUUGUCCGUAUUCCAACCAGCUCGACAACACCUCUGAGUGCCAUUGAUUCGAAUGUGGUCAAGCUUAGCCCUCAGCAGCGCUCAGUCAUGCGUGCAUCCACGCCGCCUGCAGCUGACCUACGCAAAAGCCAGUUUCAUCUUGCCGUGGGGCACAGUAUUCCGGCGUCGUCAUCUCGUGAUGGCGAAGUUUCAAAUGUCUUUGGCGAAGCCGCGUCAAGGCCGCCAGAAUCACCCGCGGAGGAGACGAGACCAAGCUGGAACAAGCCGGCCGCCGAGCCGCGAACACCUCUUCGGGGACAAGCUGUCAGACAAAGCCAAUCUCUUGCUGGCCUCAAGAGUAACAGCAGAAUCGGGGAACCGCAGACGGGAUCGCCGCAGCCGCCAGCCUCUUCCACGAUUCGGCUGAUGCGGAAGCCAGAAAGUAAGCUGGCGCCAGAUGCCAUGUCGGCGGCAUCCACUCCAGGGUUCACUGGUGUAUUUGAGCGCCAAUUUGGGUCCCUUGGCCACCACCAACUGGACGGCCAGCUUAUGGAGAAAGAGAACCAAGUGCCUCAUCACGAUGAUGGGCACAAGCAUUCCCCGCACACGAAAGGCCAUUUCAGGGGUAGCAAGGCGAUGGUGGAUCUCUUCCUCAGCAGCCGCAGGAGACAGGGAAUUAGUGAUGGCGAUGGAGCCGCAUUUAUUUGA
Molecule: messenger RNA, 3276 nt
Organism: Diaporthe batatas
Lineage: Eukaryota; Fungi; Ascomycota; Sordariomycetes; Diaporthales; Diaporthaceae
Exons: 1
Coding region: 1-3276 (1091 amino acids)
Source: RefSeq, a predicted model, not a curated record